This is a messenger RNA of Beauveria bassiana ARSEF 2860, 1167 nucleotides long. RefSeq names its product N-acetyl-gamma-glutamyl-phosphate reductase. The transcript is spliced from 5 exons. The coding region runs from base 1 to 1167 and encodes 388 amino acids. Gene Ontology annotation, biological process: L-arginine biosynthetic process. The record is from RefSeq and is a predicted model, not a curated record. Lineage: Eukaryota; Fungi; Ascomycota; Sordariomycetes; Hypocreales; Cordycipitaceae. Gene Ontology annotation, molecular function: NAD binding; N-acetyl-gamma-glutamyl-phosphate reductase (NADP+) activity; NADP+ binding.
AUGCUGUCCGCUACUUCGGGGGCGGUGCGCAUCGGCGCCCGACGUAUCGCACCUCACGCCGCCUCGUCUGUCGUCGCACCACCGCUGUACAAGGCGUCUAUCGUUGGCCGCCACGCCACCCGUUCCCAAACCCGCGACCUCUCCUCCACGAGCCGCUUCGCCUACGCCCUCAACACGAAUCCGAACCCGCCGCUGGGCAAGAAGAAUGCUUCCAACGAAGCUCCGUCCCGCAUCGGACUCAUCGGCGCCCGCGGCUACACCGGCCAGGCCCUGAUUGACCUGCUCAAUAACCACCCCAACAUGGACCUCCGCCACGUGUCGUCACGCGAGCUCGGCGGUCAAGAGCUCAAAGGGUACACGAAGCGCAAGAUCAUUUACGAAAACCUGUCGCCUGAGGAUGUCGCCCGGCUGGACAAGGACGGGCAAGUCGACUGCUGGAUCAUGGCCCUCCCCAACGGCGUCUGCCGGCCGUUUGUCGAGGCGCUGGGCCAAAGCUCCAGCGUCAUUGUUGAUAUUUCGGCCGACUACCGUUUCGACGAUUCGUGGGCGUAUGGUCUUCCCGAACUGCUGGCACGUCCCAAGAUUGCCCAGUCGACUCGUAUUAGCACUCCGGGCUGCUACUCGACGGGUGCACUGCUAGCCCUCAACCCCAUUUUGGAGCACCUGGGAGCGUCACCGACCGUAUUUGGUGUCUCGGGCUACAGCGGAGCUGGCACCAAGCCCUCUCCCAAGAACGACGUUGCCCUUCUCCAUGAUAACCUUUUGCCAUACAGCUUGACUGGCCACAUGCAUGAGCGUGAAAUCAAUCACCAGCUUGGCAUCUCGGCGUCUUUCAUUCCGCACUGCGCCUCCUGGUUCCGUGGCAUCCAUCUCACCAUCAACGCCCCCUUGAACAAGACGAUGACGUCUCGAGAUAUCCGCCAGAUCUACCAAGACCGAUAUGCUGGCGAGAAGCUUGUCAAGGUCGUCGGCGAAGCCCCGCUCGUGAGGGCGAUCCAGAACAAGCAUGGGGUAGAGAUUGGCGGUUUCGCUGUUGAUAGCACUGGCCAACGUGUCGUCGUUUGCGCCACCAUCGACAACCUCAACAAGGGUGCUGCCACCCAGUGCCUCCAGAACAUGAACCUUGCGCUCGGAUACGACGAGUAUCAGGGGGUUCCUAAAGCAUAA